AUGGCUGUCACUAAUAAACCACAGAAGGCCUCAUCGUCGCAAUCAGGGUGUAUCAAGAUACGCCAUUCCACAACGCUGUGGAAGGUCAAGUGCCUAGUGUCGCUACUGACCGGGAUAAUUCUCGGACUCAUCCCAGUUCGAGGGAUAGUUGGAUUCAUCAGUUUCCUAGUUGUUCAAUCGUUAGCCGGGCAAUUGUACCUGGCGUUUAUGAAAUUGCCAGAUUAUGUGCUUGACCAAAUGGAAGCACUAACAGCACACAUUCUGACAUCGUUCUGUUGUUUUCUGGUGAGCUGGGUUUUGACUUACAGCAUGUACAAUUUCUAA
Molecule: messenger RNA, 324 nt
Organism: Babesia sp. Xinjiang
Lineage: Eukaryota; Apicomplexa; Aconoidasida; Piroplasmida; Babesiidae
Exons: 3
Coding region: 1-324 (107 amino acids)
Biological process (GO): mitochondrial respirasome assembly
Source: RefSeq, a predicted model, not a curated record